GGCCUUUAUAAAUGGUCCUAAGGGAUUAGUUGGAUUGUGUUAGGUUGAUUCGCCAGCCCGAGUACAUCCACGUGUCCAGUAAUGAAGAGCGUUACGUCGACAUGGAAACUUUAAAGGCUCAUCUCCGUUCUGUUGGGUCGGCGCGUGCCUAGCCUGCCAUUGCAAAAUUGCAUCACGUUGGCUUCAGAUUUUUCCACUCGCACUCUGGUAUAUUUCUCCUUCAAUUCUCAGCUUCGUAUGGAGAAGAUGGGCGCUGAUGAUCGCAGUUUGGAAGAAUUUUUCGAAGAGAAGAAGCGCGUCAGGAACCCUCUUGUGCCCGUUGGUGCAUUUAUCACUGCUGGUGUGCUUACGGCUGGCUUAAUCAGUUUCAGACAAGGCAAUUCUCACUUGGGUCAGAAGUUAAUGAGGGCCCGUGUGGUUGUCCAAGGUGCUACAGUGGCGCUUAUGGUUGGCACUGCAUACUAUUAUGGAGAUAAUCCUUGGCAAUCGAGCCCUCACGAAGAUGGAGUCUGGAAAAUUCUUGUUCACUUAGAAGAUUCAAAUAACAUCCCUUCAAUCGAUCCCAACUUCUGUGACUUCAGUUCAGUUCUUGGACUCUGUCAAAAGAUAUCUAUGAAAAUGCCCAGCGUUCGACACAAGACUCAGCACAUAGGUGAUAGCUUGAAGUACUCGUCCCCUGAAUCGCCUUUCUCUUCAUUCCAAGCUCCUUAUUACGUUGCUAUAAAUGAAAAAGAAGAGCCUUCUCCUUCAUCAACAGUAAGCAAAAUCAGCCCACUUAUUCUAUUAGUCAUAAUUGUUCUAGCAGUCAUCUUCUUUGUCUAUGGAAUCGUUCAUUUGGUUCUUUGGCUUCUAAUGAGAACUCCAUCAUCCUCCUCGCCUCUAUAUAAUUCCAAUAGAUUUCCAGAAUCCGCGCUUCGUCCUUUUCAAAGGCAGCUUCAUCAUCUCUUUCGCUUACAUGAUUCAGGAUUAGAACAGUCUCUCAUAGAUGCUCUCCCUGUUUUUUACUACGAGGAUGUCUUGGGUUUGAAAGAACCCUUUGACUGUGCUGUGUGUCUCUGUGAAUUCUCGGAGCAGGACAAGCUGAGAUUGUUGCCAAUGUGCAGCCAUGCUUUUCACAUCAGUUGUCUGGACACGUGGCUUCUCUCAAACUCUACAUGUCUUUGCAGAGCGACGAUCUCAUCAAGUUGCGCUUUUUCCCUGGAAAAUCCGUUAUUCAAUAAUGAUAAUUCAUGGGUUUUGAAUAGAUUCAAAGGAGAUGAAGAGAAUGUCAAUGGGCGUUCAGAUACUGAGAGAGUACUAGGUAAUGAAGAUCGAAUUACCGAAAAAAGGGUUUUUUCUGUGAGGCUUGGAAAGUUCAGAAACAUUAAUGGCGGAGCAGUAGAGGUUGGAGAAGAAGAGGGUAGCAGUUGUAAUAUGGAUGGAAGGAGAUGCUUCUCCAUGGGUUCGUAUCAGUAUGUGGUGAGUGGUUCAAAUCUGCAAGUGGUACUUUCUGAUGUUUCAGACAAUGAAGAUGCUGUGGAGGGGAAGAUAGGAGAGAGAAUGAAUGAAGGUGAGAGCUUCUCUGUGUCCAAGAUAUGGCUUUGGUCCAACAAGAGCAAGUUUCGAAGUUCUUCUGAUGAUGCUGCUUUGCCUUGGUUACUGUAAGUUGGUUCAGUUCAAAGUGACGGUGAAGUUUUUCAUUUACAAGUCCAUGACAAUAAAAUGUUCUUAGUUUCGACAUCAUAGUAUACAUGGGGCUAUUCAUAGUUGGUUUUGCA
This is a messenger RNA of Neltuma alba, 1757 nucleotides long. RefSeq names its product RING-H2 finger protein ATL48-like. NCBI's taxonomy places the organism in Eukaryota, Viridiplantae, Streptophyta, Magnoliopsida, Fabales, Fabaceae. The record is from RefSeq and is a predicted model, not a curated record. Gene Ontology annotation, molecular function: ubiquitin protein ligase binding.